Messenger RNA from Uncinocarpus reesii 1704, 330 nucleotides. RefSeq lists its product as uncharacterized. The transcript has 2 exons. The record is from RefSeq and is a predicted model, not a curated record. NCBI's taxonomy places the organism in Eukaryota, Fungi, Ascomycota, Eurotiomycetes, Onygenales, Onygenaceae. The coding region runs from base 1 to 330 and encodes 109 amino acids.
AUGGCAUUGUUUCCACGACACUUCAACCAAUUAAUACCUGGAGAUAAAGCGUUCUUUGCCAGAGAAUGGUUAAAAGCCCCUCUUCUGUCCUGCUUGAAUCUCGCUCCAACUCCCCCGCGAAGUUUAGCCUUAAGAAUAUUGCCGGCGCGAAAUGCGGAAGCGAAUCCCUUCUGUGCCUUGAAGAAUGGCAUGAGCCACUCCUCGAAGUCCCGCGUGACCAAGGCUAUUCUUCGCAAAAAGCUUAAAACGCUGGCCAUCUUAUCGAUCUCAUCAAUUCCUCAUCGUCUCGCGGGAGUCCAGGACAUUGCCUCCUUCACGAGGCGCUUCUAA